Molecule: messenger RNA, 942 nt
Organism: Meriones unguiculatus (Mongolian gerbil)
Lineage: Eukaryota; Metazoa; Chordata; Mammalia; Rodentia; Muridae
Product: olfactory receptor 4D10
Exons: 1
Coding region: 1-942 (313 amino acids)
Biological process (GO): G protein-coupled receptor signaling pathway
Cellular component (GO): membrane
Molecular function (GO): G protein-coupled receptor activity; olfactory receptor activity
Source: RefSeq, a predicted model, not a curated record
AUGGAGAUGGAAAACUACACCAGGGUCAAAGAGCUUAUUUUCCUUGGCCUGACCCAGAGUCAAGAAGUUAGUGUGCUGCUGUUCCUUUUCCUUCUCCUGGUGUAUGUGACAACUCUGCUGGGGAACCUUCUCAUCAUGGUCACCGUGACCUGUGAGUCUCGCCUUCACACCCCCAUGUACUUCCUGCUCAGGAAUUUGUCUGUUGCUGACAUCUGCUUUUCCUCCAUCACUGCCCCCAAGGUGCUGGUGGACCUUCUCUCACACAGAAAGGCCAUCUCCUUCAAUGGCUGUCUCACUCAGAUGUUCUUCUUCCACCUUAUCGGGGGAGUGGAUGUGUUUUCUCUGUCAGUGAUGGCUCUAGACCGAUACGUGGCCAUCUCUAAGCCCCUGCAUUAUGUGACCAUCAUGAGCAGAGGCCGUUGUGUUGGGUUAAUAGUGGCCUCCUGGGUGGGAGGCUUCAUCCACUCCAUCACGCAGAUCUCUCUAUUGCUGACGCUUCCAUUCUGUGGACCCAAUGUUCUUGACACUUUCUACUGUGAUGUCCCCCAGGUCAUCAAACUGGCCUGUACAGACAUCUUCAUAUUUGAGCUGCUGAUGAUUUCCAAUAAUGGGAUGCUGACCACACUGUGGUUUUUCUUGCUCCUGGUGUCCUACAUGGUCAUAUUAUUAUUGCUUAGGUCUCAUUCAGGAGAGGGCAGGAGGAAAGCCAUCUCCACCUGCACCUCCCACAUCACUGUAAUCACCCUGCACUUUGUGCCCUGCAUCUAUGUCUAUGCCCGGCCCUUCACUGCCCUCCCCACAGAUAAAGCCAUCGGUGUCACCUUCACAGUCAUCUCCCCUCUGCUCAACCCCUUGAUCUACACUCUGAGGAACCAGGAGAUGAAGUCAGCCAUGAAGAGACUCAGGAAAAGACUUGGACCUUCUGAUGGAGCAGAGAAGUAA